Molecule: messenger RNA, 2720 nt
Organism: Sebastes umbrosus (honeycomb rockfish)
Lineage: Eukaryota; Metazoa; Chordata; Actinopteri; Perciformes; Sebastidae
Product: properdin-like
Exons: 12
Coding region: 88-1812 (574 amino acids)
Source: RefSeq, a predicted model, not a curated record
AACACACACACACUCACACACACUGAGAGUGAUCGGAGGGUUGGUGGGACGACGUCAGCAGAAGUCUGUUGUUCUUUCAGCAGCAGGAUGCAGGUUGAGACGGUCCCGAGGGUUCUGCUGGUCCUGGUUCUGGUCCUGGUCUCUGUGCAGCGUUCAGAAUGUGUGCGUUGUUUUGCACGUUUCAACCUGAUCCGGGGUCAGUGUGAUGAAGAGCUCGGUGAGGUGGAUGAAGACGACUGCUGCCAGAACCCUCAGUACGGUUACCAGGCAACAGACGGAGUGUGUCGGUCAUGUGGUCCUCCAGUCUGGUCUCCGUGGUCUCCGUGGUCACGAUGUAACGUCCUGUGUGGGGACGGAGUGACGCAGAGAAGUAGGACGUGUUUCGGCAUCGGCGAAUCAGAAUGUGAGAACUCUGCGAACAAACUGGAGACAAAACCCUGCAACGGCACCUGCUGCGACGGUGAGGGGUGGGGCUUGUGGCUCACCUGGUCGUCCUGCUCGGUGACCUGUGGAGAAGGCGGAGUCAGGAGGAGACAGAGAGUCUGCUCCGAUCGUCCUGAGUGUCGCUUGGCCUGCAGCGGUCCUUCAGAGGAGACAGAGACGUGUCCAACACACAACACCUGUCCAGUUCAUGGCGGUUGGUCCCGUUGGUCCGGUUGGUCUGAGUGUUCUGGUUCGUGUAUCAACGUCCAGAGUGGUGAUGUCAUCGUCCCCUCCAGAGUGAGGUAUCGUUCUUGCUCUAGCCCCGCCCCUUCCAAUGACACGGUGCCACCUGGCAACGGUUGCCCUGGAGACGAACAUCAGACACAGGACUGCAGCGAGCUCCCCAACUGUCCAGUGCACGGCGGAUGGGGGGCGUGGUCUCAGCCCGGGCCAUGCUUCGCCUCCUGUGGGGAGGGGCUUCAGCUGUCAACCAGGACCUGUGAUCGUCCCGCCCCUAAAUAUGGCGGUCGAUUCUGUGACGGACCAAGCGCUCGGAGCAGCGUCUGUCAGAGUCCCUGUCCUGUCAACGGGCUCUGGUCCGGUUGGUCCAGUUGGGGUGAGUGUCCUACUUCCUGUAUCCCACAAGGCCGAGGCCCCAUCAGGACUCGCCACCGCUCCUGUUCUAACCCCGCCCCUUCAUCCAGCCCGCCCGGCAACGGUUGCCAUGGAGACGACAGCGAGACAGACAACUGCAACCACCUGCCUCACUGCCCAGUGGACGGAGGUUGGGGGUCUUGGUCUCCCUUCUCUUCCUGUCCUGUUACCUGUGGGGUGGGGCUUCAGGUGUCACUCAGGAGAUGUGACAGCCCCGCCCCCAAACACGGCGGCCGGCCAUGUCCAGGAGAGGAACGUCGAGCCAGCGUCUGUAAGACCAACGUCCAUUGUCCAGUGGACGGGUCGUGGUCGGAGUGGUCGCCAUGGAAACCAUGUAAAUACCCGUUCGGUGGGCGGGAGAUCCGCUGCAAGCAGCUGGGAGGCAGUCAGACUCGAGAGCGCGAGUGUCUUUAUCGAGCUCACAACGGGUCCAUCUGCAGCGGGGACACCCUGACGGAGAGACGGGUCUGCUAUGAUGUCAGCAGCUGUUACAUGAAGGGCAGCUGGGAUGGAUGGGAGUCGUGGAGUUUGUGUAAUCCGUCCUGUGGAGGGAAACCCAGACGCUUCAGGAAGAGACGCUGUAAACCUGAUUACAGCGACUACAAUCCUACCAUUGGUCGUAUGAAGGAGCCAGCGAUGUUCUUUGGGAAUCCAAAUGCCGACUGCGGCGCGGCGCCCGACGGCGGGCAGAAGAUUGAGAUUCAGCCCUGUGUCAACGUUCCCGCCUGCACCUGAAAACCUGCUCAAUAAUGACUUUACAUAUCCCUCACCGAUGAGUUUAACAACACCAACAUAUCCCUCACCGAUGAGUUUAACAACACCAACAUAUCCCGCUCACCGAUGAGUUUAACAACACCAACAUAUCCCUCACCGAUGACUUUAACAACACCAACAUAUCCCGCUCACCGAUGAGUUUAACAACACCAACAUAUCCCUCACCGAUGACUUUAACAACACCAACAUAUCCCGCUCACCGAUGAGUUUAACAACACCAACAUAUCCCUCACCGAUGAGUUUAACAACACCAACAUAUCCCUCACCGAUGAGUUUAACAACACCAACAUAUCCCUCACCGAUGACUUUAACAACACCAACAUAUCCCUCACCGAUGAGUUUAACAACACCAACAUAUCCCGCUCACCGAUGAGUUUAACAACACCAACAUAUCCCUCACCGAUGAGUUUAACAACACCAACAUAUCCCUCACCGAUGACUUUAACAACACCAACAUAUCCCUCACCGAUGACUUUAACAACACCAACAUAUCCCGCUCACCGAUGAGUUUAACAACACCAACAUAUCCCUCACCGAUGUGUUUAACAACACCAACAUAUCCCUCACCGAUGAGUUUAACAACACCAACAUAUCCCUCACCGAUGACUUUAACAACACCAACAUAUCCCGCUCACCGAUGAGUUUAACAACACCAACAUAUCCCGCUCACCGAUGACUUUAACAACACCAACAUAUCCCUCACCGAUGAUUUUAACAACACCAACAUAUCCCUCACCGAUGACUUUAACAACACCAACAUAUCCCUCACCGAUGACUUUAACAACACCAACAUAUCCCUCACCAAUGAGUUUAACAACACCAACAUAUCCCUCACCGAUGACUUUAACAACACCAACAUAUCCCUCACC